Phacochoerus africanus (Common warthog) is the source of this 1344-nucleotide messenger RNA. It is a transcript of the gene GNRHR, whose product is annotated as gonadotropin releasing hormone receptor. The transcript has 3 exons. Bases 81 to 1067 code for a protein of 328 amino acids. Gene Ontology annotation, cellular component: membrane. The record is from RefSeq and is a predicted model, not a curated record. Lineage: Eukaryota; Metazoa; Chordata; Mammalia; Artiodactyla; Suidae. Gene Ontology annotation, biological process: G protein-coupled receptor signaling pathway. Gene Ontology annotation, molecular function: gonadotropin-releasing hormone receptor activity; peptide binding.
ACAGAAUUCUGGGUUCAAUUACAAUAAAACAGCAGAAGUACUAGAAACAGGAGUCUUGAAGCUCCAUCAGUUGGGGAAGGAUGGCAAACAGUGCCUCUCCUGAGCAGAAUCAAAAUCACUGCUCAGCCAUCAACAGCAGUAUCCUGCUGACACAGGGCAACCUUCCCACCCUGACCUUAUCUGGAAAGAUCCGCGUGACAGUCACUUUCUUCCUUUUCCUACUCUCCACAGCUUUCAAUGCUUCUUUCUUGUUGAAACUUCAGAAAUGGACUCAAAGGAAAGAGAAAGGGAAAAAACUCUCAAGAAUGAAGGUGCUUUUAAAACACUUGACUCUAGCCAACCUGUUGGAGACUCUGAUUGUCAUGCCGCUGGAUGGCAUGUGGAACAUCACCGUGCAAUGGUAUGCCGGAGAGUUCCUCUGCAAAGUCCUCAGCUACCUGAAGCUUUUCUCCAUGUAUGCCCCCGCCUUCAUUAUGGUGGUGAUUAGCCUGGACCGCUCGCUGGCCAUCACAAGGCCCCUCGCUGUGAAAAGCAACAGCAUGCUCGGACGGUUCAUGAUUGGCUUGGCCUGGCUCCUCAGUAGCAUCUUUGCUGGACCACAGUUAUACAUCUUCAGGAUGAUCCAUUUAGCAGACAGCUCUGGACAGACAGAAGGUUUCUCUCAAUGUGUAACACAUGGCAGUUUUCCACAAUGGUGGCAUCAAGCCUUUUAUAACUUUUUCACCUUUAGCUGCCUCUUCAUUAUCCCUCUCCUCAUCAUGUUGAUCUGCAACGCAAAAAUCAUGUUCACUCUGACAAGAGUCCUUCAGCAGGAUCCCCACAACCUGCAACUGAAUCAAUCCAAGAACAACAUACCACGAGCUCGGUUGAGGACUCUGAAGAUGACAGUUGCAUUUGCUGCUUCAUUUAUUGUCUGCUGGACUCCCUACUAUGUCCUAGGAAUUUGGUACUGGUUUGAUCCCGAAAUGGUAAACAGGGUGUCAGAUCCAGUCAAUCACUUCUUCUUUCUCUUUGCUUUUUUAAAUCCAUGCUUUGAUCCACUUAUAUAUGGAUAUUUCUCUCUGUAAUUUUGUUAGACUAUAUACAGAAUUAUAUAAAGAAGGGCAAAAUGAUGAAUUUCCCCUUUGGGGAAUGACAAGCACAAAGCAUAUUGUAGCACAUUUACAUAUAAACAAAGCAGAAUUUUAGGGUAUAAUAUUAUUAUUUUUCUCUGAGAAAUCAUAUUGUCAGAGACCCAAUUAGAAGGAAAAAAAAUUUGUAGGAAAAAUAAUGAAAUAUUUCCACUUAAUCAUGAGCUUCUGAAUGAAUCUCUGUGCUUUCUGAGCUCCUAUAGCACAUUAUAUG